This is a messenger RNA of Propithecus coquereli (Coquerel's sifaka), 6680 nucleotides long. It is a transcript of the gene HECW2, whose product is annotated as HECT, C2 and WW domain containing E3 ubiquitin protein ligase 2. The transcript is spliced from 28 exons. Gene Ontology annotation, biological process: regulation of dendrite morphogenesis. The record is from RefSeq and is a predicted model, not a curated record. Gene Ontology annotation, molecular function: protein binding; ubiquitin-protein transferase activity. NCBI's taxonomy places the organism in Eukaryota, Metazoa, Chordata, Mammalia, Primates, Indriidae. Bases 7 to 4605 code for a protein of 1532 amino acids.
GACGGGAUGGCUAGCUCAGCCCGGGAGCAUCUGCUUUUUGUGCGGCGUCGAAAUCCCCAGAUGCGGUACACACUGAGCCCAGAGAACCUCCAGAGCCUGGCUGCCCAGAGCUCCAUGCCAGAGAACAUGACCCUGCAGCGAGCCAACAGCGACACGGACCUGGUGACGUCGGAGAGCCGCUCCAGCUUAACUGCCAGCAUGUACGAGUACACGCUGGGGCAAGCCCAGAACCUCAUUAUCUUCUGGGAUAUUAAAGAGGAGGUGGAUCCCAGUGACUGGAUUGGACUUUACCACAUAGAUGAGAAUUCUCCAGCCAACUUCUGGGAUUCUAAAAACAGGGGUGUGACCGGAACACAAAAAGGGCAAAUUGUAUGGAGAAUUGAGCCUGGGCCCUAUUUCAUGGAACCGGAGAUAAAAAUCUGUUUUAAAUACUACCACGGCAUUAGUGGAGCCCUGCGAGCCACGACCCCCUGCAUCACCGUGAAGAACCCAGCUGUGAUGAUGGGGGCAGAAGGCACAGAAGGAGGUGCUUCGGGGAAUCUGCAUUCUCGGAAACUUGUUAGCUUUACAUUGUCAGAUCUUAGGGCAGUUGGGCUAAAGAAAGGGAUGUUCUUCAAUCCUGACCCUUAUCUCAAGAUGUCCAUUCAGCCAGGGAAGAAGAGCAGUUUUCCCACCUGUGCCCACCAUGGGCAGGAGAGAAGGUCUACUAUCAUCAGUAACACCACUAAUCCCAUUUGGCACCGAGAGAAAUAUUCCUUUUUUGCACUUCUUACUGAUGUCUUAGAAAUUGAAAUUAAAGACAAAUUUGCCAAGAGCCGUCCUAUCAUCAAGCGUUUUCUGGGGAAACUAACCAUUCCGGUCCAGAGGCUGCUGGAGCGACAAGCCAUCGGUGAUCAAAUGCUCAGCUACAACCUUGGCAGAAGGCUCCCAGCUGACCACGUGAGUGGGUACCUCCAGUUUAAGGUGGAGGUUACGUCUUCUGUUCACGAAGAUGCUUCUCCAGAAGCUGUUGGCACCAUACUUGGAGUCAGUACUGUGAACGGGGACCUAGGAAGCCCUUCUGAUGACGAGGACAUGCCAGGCAGCCAUCACGACAGCCCGGUUUGUGCUAAUGGGCCAGUUUCUGAGGAAAGUACUGCUGACGGGACCCCCAAGCAUUCAUUGAGGACUAGCUCCACUCUGGAAAUAGACACAGAGGAAUUAAAUUCUACUUCUUCAAGGACGUCACCUCCCAGAGGACGUCAGGAUUCACUCAAUGAUUACUUAGAUGCUAUUGAACACAACGGCCAUUCCAGGCCGGGGGCAGCGACCUGCUCUGAGAGGCCCAUGGGAGCCUCUCCCAAACUAAGGAGUAGUUUUCCCACAGACACGAGACUCAAUGCAAUGCUUCACAUCGACUCAGAUGAAGAAGACCACGAGUUCCAGCAAGACCUGGGUUACCCGUCUUCCUUGGAGGAGGAAGGAGGGCUGAUCAUGUUUAGCAGGGCAUCCAGAGCUGACGACGGGAGCCUGACAUCUCAGACAAAGCCAGAGGACAGCCCCAUGGAGAAUGAGGACGCCUCCACACAUGAAGCCGCUCCCCUGGAGGAUAAGCCAGAAAAUCUUCCAGAGCUCACAGACAGCUCCUUACCCUCAGGCCCAGCCGCAGAUGAAGGUGAAGGUGGCCCUGAGUCUCAACCCAGUGGGGACCAGGGCAGCACCGAAUUGUGUGGCUCUCAGGAGGUGGAUCAGCCCACAAGUGGGGCAGACACGGGGACUUCCGACACGUCAGGAGGAAGCCGCAGAGCCAUCAGUGAGACUGAGUCCCUGGACCAGGGGUCGGAGCCUUCCCAGGUGUCCUCUGAGACAGAGCCCAGUGACCCUGCCAGGACAGAGAGUGUGAGCGAAGCCAGCACCAGGCCCGAGGGAGAGAGCGACCUGGAGGGCGCCGACAGCUCCUGCAACGAGAGCGUGACCACGCAGCUGUCCUCCGUGGAGACGCGGUGCUCGUCUCUCGAGAGCGCACGGUUUCCCGAAACCCCGGCCUUUUCUUCGCAGGAGGAGGAAGAUGCGGCCUGUGCAGCAGAGCCCGGCGGCGGCAGCCCUGCCGAAGGCUCCCAGGAUUCCAUAUGCACCCCGAGUUCUUUACCCGUGGUGCAGGUGCCCAGUGGGGAGGAGGAAGGGCCCGGGGUGGAACCGGCCACUUUGCCCGGCCGGGAGGAGCUGGGGGAGGUCUGGCAGCGGAGAGGGAGCCUGGAGGGAGCCGCCGCCGCCGCUGGGAGCCAGCGCCAGGAAGAGGGCGAUGCGGAUGCCGGGGGCGCCCGAGGCGCCUGCGAAGGGGCCACUGCCCAGGAGGAGGGCGCCACUGGAGGUUCUCAAGCCAACGGCCACCAGCCAUUGCGGUCACUACCUUCAGUGCGCCAAGAUGUUAGCCGGUACCAGAGGGUGGACGAGGCUCUCCCGCCAAACUGGGAGGCGCGCAUUGACAGCCACGGCAGAAUCUUCUACGUGGAUCAUGUGAACAGAACCACGACAUGGCAGCGACCCACAGCUCCCCCGGCCCCACAGGUGCUGCAGAGAUCUAACUCCAUACAGCAGAUGGAGCAGCUGAACCGGCGAUAUCAGAGUAUCCGCAGAACCAUGACCAAUGAGAGGCCUGAGGAAAAUACCAAUGCUCUUGAUGGGGCAGGGGAGGAAGCCGACUUCCACCAAGCCAGUGCAGAUUUCCGACGGGAGAACGUCCUGCCUCACUCUACCUCCAGAUCCAGGCUCACGUUGCUGUUACAGUCUCCCCCCGUGAAGUUCCUCAUCAGCCCAGAGUUCUUCACCGUGCUGCAUUCUAACCCUAGUGCCUACCGCAUGUUUACAAACAACACGUGUUUGAAGCACAUGAUCACCAAAGUCCGGCGGGACACCCACCACUUUGAACGCUACCAGCAUAACCGGGACCUUGUGGGAUUCCUCAACAUGUUCGCGAACAAACAGCUCGAGCUGCCGAGGGGCUGGGAAAUGAAACACGAUCAUCAGGGCAAGGCGUUCUUUGUCGACCACAACUCCCGCACCACCACCUUCAUCGACCCCCGGCUGCCCCUCCAGAGCAGCAGACCCACCAGCGCGCUGGUUCAUCGGCAGCACCUGACGAGGCAACGCAGCCACAGCGCGGGUGAGGUAGGAGAGGAUUCUCGACAUGCAGGGCCACCAGUUCUUCCCAGGCCGUCCAGCACGUUCAAUACAGUCAGUAGGCCACAGUACCAGGACAUGGUUCCAGUGGCUUACAAUGACAAGAUUGUUGCAUUUCUGCGUCAACCCAAUAUCUUUGAAAUUCUACAGGAGCGUCAACCUGAUCUUACCAGGAAUCACUCACUCAGGGAGAAGAUCCAAUUUAUCCGAACCGAAGGGACCCCAGGAUUGGUGCGCCUUUCAAGUGAUGCAGACCUUGUUAUGUUGCUCAGUUUAUUUGAAGAAGAGAUAAUGUCAUAUGUGCCUCCACAUGCCUUACUCCACCCCAGCUACUGUCAGUCCCCACGUGGCUCCCCCGUGUCGUCUCCUCAGAACUCGCCAGGUACUCAGCGUGCCAAUGCCAGGGCUCCAGCCCCUUACAAGCGAGAUUUUGAAGCCAAACUAAGGAACUUUUACAGGAAGUUAGAGACUAAAGGAUAUGGACAAGGCCCAGGGAAAUUAAAGUUAAUAAUCCGAAGAGAUCACUUACUAGAAGAUGCUUUUAAUCAGAUUAUGGGCUACUCCAGAAAAGAUCUGCAGAGAAACAAGCUAUAUGUCACCUUUGUUGGGGAGGAAGGGCUGGAUUACAGUGGACCUUCCAGAGAGUUUUUCUUCCUGGUAUCCAGAGAACUCUUUAACCCAUAUUAUGGCUUAUUUGAAUAUUCAGCCAAUGACACAUACACAGUACAAAUAAGUCCUAUGUCUGCUUUUGUAGACAAUCACCAUGAAUGGUUCCGGUUCAGUGGUAGGAUCCUUGGUCUUGCACUAAUACACCAGUAUUUGUUGGAUGCUUUCUUCACACGGCCCUUUUAUAAGGCUCUUCUCAGAAUGGCGAUCACCGAACGAGAAUUAAAGCCAGGGGGUGCCAAUAUCCCGGUCACAGAGAAGAACAAGAAGGAGUACAUUGAGAGGAUGGUGAAGUGGAGGAUUGAGAGGGGUGUCGUACAGCAAACAGAGAGCUUAGUGCGCGGCUUCUAUGAGGUGGUGGAUGCCAGGCUGGUAUCUGUUUUUGAUGCAAGAGAACUAGAACUGGUCAUUGCAGGCACAGCUGAAAUAGACCUAAGUGAUUGGAGAAACAACACAGAAUAUAGAGGAGGAUACCAUGACAAUCAUAUUGUAAUUCGGUGGUUCUGGGCUGCAGUGGAAAGAUUCAACAAUGAACAACGACUAAGGUUGUUACAGUUUGUUACAGGCACAUCCAGCAUUCCCUACGAAGGAUUUGCUUCUCUCCGAGGGAGUAACGGCCCAAGAAGAUUCUGUGUGGAGAAAUGGGGGAAAAUCACUGCUCUUCCCAGAGCUCAUACUUGUUUUAACCGUCUGGAUCUGCCCCCGUACCCAUCCUUUUCCAUGCUUUAUGAAAAACUCUUGACAGCAGUUGAAGAGACCAGUACGUUCGGACUUGAAUGAACUGGAAGCACAAUGCCCAGCUCUUUGUGGACAGGCAAUUUCAGACGCUGCCUUCUAGAAGAAUGACUGAACACUGGAAGUUUCAAGAGUUUGCUUCCUUUAGGGUAACGCUGAGUGCUCUUAUUUUCCAGGAACACGUGCUCUGUCACAUUUGGGGACUGGUCAUGAGUCCUCUUAGAAGGAUUGGGUGAGCUUGAUGCCCAGGGAACAACCCAAUAGUCUUUCAAUCAACAGUUCUUGACUGCCAAACUUUUUCUAUUUGUUACGUUCCAAGACAGAGAUGAACCUGUAUAUGAUCAGCUCCAUGGUAAUUUCUAUGGACUCAGGAGAAUCUUGAAACUUACUCUUGAAUGUGGUUCAAGCCAAACUGGCAGCACUUGGCCCAAUCUCCAAAUUAGUGCAAGUUAAAUAAUAUAAUAAAAACAAAUAUAUUUCCUGAAAGUAUAUUCAUUUAAGCCCUAAGUUAUAACAGAAUAUUCAUUUCUUGCUUAUGAGUGCCUGCAUGGUGUGCACCAUAGGUUUCAGCUUUCAUGGGACAUGAGUGAAAAUGAAACCAAGUAAAUAUGAGGUUACUUUAAAGAUUUGCAAUAAGGUGGUCUGUGACAAUGUAUAUGCCAGUGGUAUGUGUAUAAUUAUGGCUGAAGACAAACUGUUAUUCAAUGAAUUACUAAUGACAGAUUUUAUGCUUUAUAAUGCAUGAAAACAAUUUUAAAAUAACUAGCAAUUAAUCACAGCAUAUCAGGAAAAAGUACACAGUGAGUUUUGUUUAUUUUUUAUAGGUUCAUUAUAUUUAUGUUCUUUAAGAUGUAUAUAAGAACCUACCUAUCAUACUGUAUGUAUCACCAGUUCCAUUGUCGUGUUCCAUGCUUACUCGGGCAUCAUGCUAAUAUGCAUCCAUUUAAGCACUCUCAAGGGAACAAAAGGGCCUUUUAUUUUUAUAAAGGUUAAAAAAAAUCCCCAAAAUAUUUUGCACUGAAUGUACCAAAGUUGAAGGGACAUUACAAUAUGACUAACAGCAACUCCAUCACUUGACAAGUAUAAUAGAAAAUAGCUUCUAAAUCAGACUUCCUUCACAGUGCCGUGUCUACCACUACAAGGACUGUGCAUCUGAGUAAUAAUUUUUUAAGACUCACUAUAUGUGAUAGUAUGAUAUGCAUUUAUUUAAAAUGCAUUAGACUCUCUUCCAUCCAUCAAAUACUUUAUAGGAUGGCAUUUAAUACAGAUAUUUCGUAUAUCCCCGACUGCUUUUUAUUUGUACAGCAUCAUUAAACACUAAGCUCAGUUCAGGAGCCAUCAGCAACACUGAAAAGAUCAGCUCUCUUUAGUAAUAAGAAUUCCAUUUUCCCUCAUCAAUGAAGACAUCACAAAUUGAAACUCUCAGUACUAUAUUUCUAAGCCUACAUUUUCACUGAUGCAUAAUUUUCUUAUUAAGAAACAGUUUUUCUAUGGUAACUCCAAAACUGCGUGACAUCAUUCAUCUUAUUUCUGCUUAAUUUUUAUGAGAGGGUGUCCUUCAUCUUAAUUGCUUUUGGGAUUACUCCACAUCAUUGUUUAUUUCUUGACUUAUGGCCAUAAAUAAUCAGACGUUCAAUAGAGUGAAGUUAAAUUGAGGAUGAUAAAAUUGUUGGAUUAACAUUUGGUUUGCCAGCCUGUGGGUUUACAGGCAUUCCCCAGAUAUUUAUUUGAGAUUUAUAUUUAUAAGCAGCCAUGGAAUUCCUAUUAUGGGAUGUUGGCAAUCUUGUAUUUUAUAGAGGUCAUAUGCAUAGUUUUCAUAGAUGUUUCAUGAGAACUGAUUGCUCUCCUGUUGGUUAAGCUGCGUUUACUAUUGGAAGCCUCAAGAGGAAUACCACUCAUAUUGCAUUCCUGCACUAAAGGCAGGUACUGCAAUGUGGGGAAAUGUUCUGAAAAAAGGUUAUAUUAGAAAAUAUAUAAUAGAAAUCUGGACACGAGAAAGGAAGAUUUAUCUGUAUAUUAUAAUUGGACCAGAAAAAAAGGGAAAAGGAAAAAAAAUUUAACUGGAAAUGUCAGUUUGUACUUAUCGAUCAUGAAUGCAAGUAUAUAUUUAAUUUUGCAAA